Molecule: messenger RNA, 1373 nt
Organism: Raphanus sativus (radish)
Lineage: Eukaryota; Viridiplantae; Streptophyta; Magnoliopsida; Brassicales; Brassicaceae
Product: serine/threonine-protein kinase PCRK2
Biological process (GO): protein phosphorylation
Molecular function (GO): protein kinase activity; ATP binding
Source: RefSeq, a predicted model, not a curated record
AUGGUGUUGAGAGUGUGUGUGUUUAUGUAUACUGUGUGUUCUCUCUCUCUCAUCAAUGUUCAAUUAGCUCUAUAUGAAGAAGGACCAACUUUAGCACUUCUGCCUUUACCAGCUGAGUUUCCGCAGUUUUCACAGAAAGCAUUUAACACCACGACAAUCAGAAUCGCCUUGAUUGUUGCAAACAAGGAAGUAUUGGUUGCCACUGCGCGUAUCCUACCUCACCAGAUUGAGCUGAUCAACUUGAAACUUCUAUAUGCCAACUUUAUAAAGAAUGGAUAUCGCGCGUCAUACUGGGAUCAAUUUUUUUCAGCGAGCCAGGCAUCGGUGAUUAACUCUUCACUGGUCAAUCACAAGAGUCGGUUUAGCCCUACUUUGGUAGGAUAUUACAAACUUCUAAACCUUGCUUGGACCUCAAGUGGCUUCCUUACCUCGCUAAGCAUCAUUACAAGGAUCCUUGGCAUCUACGUCAGUGAGUUCUCCGGGGAAAAGAAGCAUCCCAAUCUUACACUUAUCUUUGCUGUAGCCGCAGGAAGAAGUUGGUAUGCACCUCUUGAGAACAACUUCAAUGCUAAAGUUGCAGAUUUUGGCUUAGCCAAACAUGCUCCUGAAGGCAGGGGUAAUCACUUGUCUACCUGUGUCAUGGGCACAUUUGGGUAUGUAGCGCCAGAAUAUGCAAUGACGGGGCACCUACUCGUCAAGAGUGAUGUUUAUAGUUACGGCGUGGUCCUUCUCGAGUUGCUUUCUGGUAGAAAGCAUGUGGAUAUACAACCUUCAGGCCAAAAGAACCUCGUCACUUGGACGAGACCAGUUAUUAGAGACAAAGACCGGUUAGAGGAACUAGUUGAUUGAAGACUCGAAGGAAAAUACCCAAAAGAAGAUUUCGCAAGAGUGUGCACAAUUGCUGCAGCUUGUGUUGCACCUGAAGCUAGCCAAAGACCAACGAUGGGUGAAUUGGUUCAGUCCCUUAAAAUGGUUCAACGGGUUGUUGAGUAUCAAGAACCGGUUUUAAACGCUUCUAAUAAAGCUCGUCCUAACCGGAGACAGUCAUCAUCAGCUACGUUGGAGUCAGAAGUAGCUUCUUCUAUGUUCUCUGCUGGUCCCUACUCUGGUCUAAGUGGCUUCGAUCACGAAAAUGUUACACGAACAGCUGUUUUCUCUGAAGAUUUUAGGUGAAGAAAGAACCAUGGCAUGCCCUUCUGAUUCUUCCUGAUCUCACUUACAUUUAGUUAUUACAGCUCUUUGAAGUUUUUGAGUAUUAUUCCUUUCUUUGGAGGAAGAAAUUUUGUAGAUAUAUCAAAAUACAGAAACACAUAUAUCCCUAUAGUUUAAUUUAAGAAUUAGAGUUUAGUUUUGGAGGUGACGUUUAAGGAUUG